Misgurnus anguillicaudatus (oriental weatherfish) is the source of this 1983-nucleotide messenger RNA. It is a transcript of the gene gpa33a, whose product is annotated as glycoprotein A33 (transmembrane), paralog a. The record is from RefSeq and is a predicted model, not a curated record. Lineage: Eukaryota; Metazoa; Chordata; Actinopteri; Cypriniformes; Cobitidae. Gene Ontology annotation, cellular component: plasma membrane.
ACUCGACUUUUAGGGCGGAUCUUUGCUGUGGAUUUCAUUUUUGCUCUCAUUGACUCUGUGACUGAGUUUCAGGUAACCCACCUGCAGUCGGCCGUGAUCCUUUCAUUUUCUCUUCCAGCACAAACUGACUGCGGCUCACAGGAAUGGCGUCUAUAAAUGGAGUAUUUGGGAUUUGUCUCCUGCUUUUUGGUGGAGUACAAGUGAGUUUGGCCAUGACCGUGUCCAUCCCACUGAAAGAAUAUAAGGUUGCCCGAGGAGACGAUGCAACUUUGCCGUGUACAUUUACACUUCCAGCGACGAGCAGUUCUGCCCCUAUUGUGUCAUGGACAGCAAUUUCGCCGGAUUCUGAUGAUAGCAUCAUCGCCACAUAUUUCAGCGCUUCUCAAAUUACAAUUAGCAAGAAAUAUAAAAGUCGGGCGAGUUUGGAAUUCAAUAUCCCAAAAGGAAUCGCCAACCUGAAGCUCAGCGCCGUCACCAGCCUCGACACGCGGAGUUACGAGUGCAAAGUUCAGGAUCCGAGUGAUGAAGAGGGCGGACAGUCGGCCAAGACUAAACUUACAGUCUUGGUGGCUCCAUCAACGCCUCUCUGUAAAGUUGCUGGAGUAGCAGAGUACGGUCAGAACAUAAACCUCACGUGUUUCUCUGAAGAGGGGACGCCAACACCCACCUACAAGUGGCAAAACUUUGAUGUCAAUAACGUCCCUCGACAAAACCCACCCAAGACCACUGACCAAAAUGGAAUCUUGUCACUCUACAACAUUUCCAAAGACACUUCUGGUUACUUCCUCUGCACGUCCACCAAUGAAAUCAGAUCGGCAAAAUGUAACAUCACCCUGUCCGUCCUGCCGCCAUCCAUGAAUAUGGCGUCCACGUUUGGAAUAAUCGGGGCGAUUGCGGCAGCCGUUCUAAUCUUGGGAAUCAUUAUCUUCUGCUGUUGCUGUCGGAAAAAAAACAAGCCUGAGGAAUACGAAAUGGAAAAUCCUGAAGUAGAAGAGUACACGGACAAGGAUCCUAAAGUUGUAUCAGAGAGCCACGCUGAACGUGUGAAGUCCGAGGAAGAAUAUCAAAAUGCGGACAGACGCGAUCCCAGAGACGAUCGCAGUGAGAGGAGCUACGAUCGCCGUAGUGAUUAUAACUCUGACAAACGAGAUGACAACAGCGAUCGGCGGGACCGGUACGAAAAAGAUGACCGUUACGACGACCGGCGAGAUCGCAGAGACCGCUACGACGACCGCAGAGACCGCUACGACGACCGCAGAGACCGCUACGACGACCGCCGAGAUCGCUACGAUAGCGAUCAGUACUCCGACCGAUACGAUAGCCGUGACAGACCUCCGAGCAUCCCACCAAACAAACCCAGAGACCCAAAGAUCUGAUAUCAGUUUGGUUUCAAAAACAUGAGGAAAAUAGACAGAGAUUUUCCACACAAGAGUUUGUGUCUGUUUUUAAAUGUGAAAUUCACAAGGUUAAAUGUUUUUGUAUAUUGUACUGUAUGUAAAAACGGGAUUGGUGUACUUACAUUCUUGUAUUGAUGCAAUGUUGUUUGUGUUGGACCGACAGUGAUCUCAGGUAGUAUUGCUUAUCAACUAUGUACAGUUUAAAUCUAGAGACCUGAUAGAUUUGAUUUGCUAAUGUCUCCUAACAUUUAAAUGAGUUUGGAGGAAUAGUGUCUACAAGAUUUGAGUUUGUCUACUUUCUGAGCUUUGUUUUGUGUUAUGUUACAGAUCUUAUCUGGUUAUGACUUCGUGUCAGAUGAGCGUUCUUUUUAAAAUGACAGAAAACACUUUCAGUUUCCGGCCAGCGUCUGGAUUCACUGCAGCUCAUGUACUGUGAUUCACUGUGUGUGUGAAAUAUUAACUAGUUUUUUUUUAAUGAUUCAUGUGUUUUAAUUCCUUUAAAAUAGAUUUGUGCUUUUAGCUUGUUUGUAUUGUUGUGUUUUUCUAAACAUUAUGGCUGUCAAUAAAUCCAUAUUUCAGAAUUACA